GACACAUUUCGUAUUUUAACUCGUUUUAACUUUACGCUGCUAGAAAACGUAUCCACGAUGACAACUUUAAACACGAAGCGGAUCUGACACGCGUAAAAAUCAUCAUUCUUAUGAUCAAAACAUUUAUUUGAUCUCGUGUCGCUGGAUGUUCCGCAGUUUAGGUCUUUCAUGUAGCACUACGUCAUGCUAAGCGGCUAGUGCGUGAUGCUAAGCGGCUAACUAGCGUGAUCCGCGGCUGGCUGCUGCUGUUGUUUACAUCCGAGAAUGAUGGGCCUGUCCGGGUAGGUGUGUUAGCCAAUCCCCCGCCCGUGGUACCCGAGUUUCAGAGGCAAAAAGGGGGUCCCGAAAUCCGCAGUUUAGCCGUGGAGGGGGGCGACCAUCCGAGAUCCACUGCCUUUAUCUGGUGAUGGAUGUGUCCUCCAGGGGGCUCCCUCCACUGCUCAUGGACCUGUCAAAGGGCUUCUCUGUGGGUCGUCUGCCCCACAGCCACGCUCAGCCUCUGGACAUGACCAAGAAACCCGAGUGGUACCACCGCCAGCCCCAGAGCUGUGGUCCAGACCUGUCUUCUCCCUACAGAACCAGUUCUCUGCGCCCAGACUUGAACCAGGAAGCUGCAAACUACAUGAACUCUCCUCUCAAUCCUGGUUUGGAUCUGUACCACGACCAAGUCCACAACAACUUAUGGCACAGGGGAUUUUACAACGCGAGCGGAAACGCAGGCCCCGAAAGCAGCGGGGUCGAGGAAGAAGAAGAGGAGGAGGAAGAGGACAGCGAUAGUGACUCUGAUGUUAUAUUUUUGGUUUCGUCCGCUAAAGAACCUCUCCUAUGCACAACCUUUAUACAGGACAAUGUAACGCACAUAGUAGAGCCACUGUCCCCCUCCUCGCUAGAUGACAGGAGAAGCUGCUACGAUCUACCUCAGUCCUCCCCCAGUCGGGAUAGCUCCUACACGGAAGAGUCUUCAGAUAGUUCCGUUGACAUCCCUGUCCACCACGCCCGCCCCAUCGUUGUUCUAUCUGACCUCAAUGCAGUUUAUGCCGACCAAUCGCUGGCCGACGCUUCCAGCGAUGAUAGCGACGCCAGUGAGGUCAGCAAGAAGAAAUUUGUUAAAAGGGUAAACGAAAAUGAAAUGCAAACGAGACCGAAAGUGCAGCGCAGUUGUAGUGUUAGGAAACCGUCGUCUACCACUCCCCCGCUAACUCCGCGACGAAGUUUGAGACGCCAAGUAAAAAAUAGCGCAAUAGGUCUUUAUAAUGAAAGUUACGAUUCGGACGAUGUUUUGGAUUUCGUAGCCAGGGUUUCCAGUUCAGACGAAUCAAUUCCUCAACAGAAAAAUGCGCAAAGAAUGAGUUGUAGUAAAGAAAGCAAGUCCAAUAUAGAUGCCACAACUCAAGACGAUCCUCCCUCAGAAAAGGAAGAACCACUACAAUGCAAAUCGGUGGUCACAAAACGUACUGAUAAUAAUAAUAGGAGGGGAAAGAUUGCGAAAAAGUUAAGCGUCGCAAAGCAAAACUGUAAAGAACCUAUAGAGAAAAGUCAAAUCAAAAGGACAAUCAAAAAACGCAAAAGAAAACGGAAAUUCCAACAGAACAGUCAGUCUUCGUUGUUCACAAUUGACCCAAAAAUCGCUCUGAAAUAUGCAUACAGGAAGAAAAGAGAGCCAAAAUUUGACAGCUUUUCGCCGUUCAUUCACAUAGAGAAGGAAACGUGCACGGUGGUCAACUAUCACGAGGAGGAGACAGCCCAGAAAAAGCCAGUACCAAGCCAAAACGUGUCCGGAUUCGUACCCACAACCUCCUGUUACAGCCUGGGUCGCGUUAACCCAGAUUCGAAACGUACUGAGUAUUUAAAGUGCUGCUUAUGUGGUCAAACGGCAAACGCUAAGAUGCUCGGCGAUCUGCACGGCCCCUACUAUCCUGUGUUUUCAGACGGGCAGAAUCCAAGGACUGCGCAAAAUGGGCAUGUAGAAGAAGAGGGAAGUGAGUUUCAAAAUAAAAGCAUCAAGGAAGAGGAUGCGCUUGUGAAUGAGACUCUUAAUUUGGAGGAGUGCUGGAUGCAUGAGGAUUGUGGAGUUUGGUCGACUGGCGUUUUCUUGGUCAGAGGGAAGUUGUACGGAUUAAAGGAGGCGGCACUUCUCGCUCAACAAACGACGUGUUGGCUGUGUGAGGAGAGCGGGGCCAUCGUGGGUUGUUUUCAGAGAGGCUGUUGCAGAAGCUUCCAUGUCUCCUGCGCAGUUCAGUCAGGCUGUGUCUUAAAUGAAGACAACUUCUCCAUGAGAUGCCCUGACCACAAGAACAAACCUUGCGUGAGCAGACAGCCCUUGAGAUGACCUCCCAGUCCUCCACAGCUUCAGUGAUGGCAGAGUGGACAGGCUCAGGGCUCCUCCUCAGCUAUGCUCUUUUAUAACUUCACAUAAAUGUUCAGUGUCCAGUUGUGGUUCAAAUCAUCUCGUCUGGUGAAAAGGGUUCCCACAUUAUAACAUUUAUUAGACGCACAGUACGUUUUCAUUAUUAUCCAUUUGGUCACUAUGGCACAUUUCUAUAAAGCUAAGUGUUGUCAAAUUAUAAAACAACUUAUAUAUUUAGCCUCUUCCUGAUAUUGUUUUCAAAGUUGUUAAAGGCGCUGUACCCGAUUUUUACUGUAUUAAAAUGGACCUAUUAAGCAGAGAACUUUUCAGCGCUUUUUAUCAUGUUAUAGUUUCCUUCUCGUUUACGCUCUCGAAGUUGUAUUUAUAAUAAUUCAUAUUUGUUUUGAGUCUUUUUUAUUCUCCUGUAUUGCAAGAAGCCGUUGCUCAGAUUAACCCCUGUUUUUAAGGCCACCAGUAGGGUCGGAACAAUAAACAAUAAUAUUGAUUAUUGUGAUAAAAAGAGUAGACAAUAAUCGUUCGUGGGUAAAUUUAUAUAAUCGUGAUAAUCGCCAACAAAGAUAUUCACUGUUAUAUCACCAAAAUGUGUAGAAAAAAGCUACUUAUCUAUCCAUGUUUUCACUUAUAACAAAGUACAAUUAUAUAAAACUUGUUAAAACAUGGAACUUAUUACAAUUAUAAUUAUUCAUAUCAAAUUUUUAAUUUUUUUUACUAUCGUUAUAUAAUCGUCAAUCGUACCUGUAUUUUUGGGACUAUAAGUCAAUCCGGAGUUUAAUCAAUCAAUCAACAACUUUAUUAAUCCCAAAGGGCAAUUCAGUUCGCACAUCUCUGGUCGUGCACAAUCUAUAAAUAAUAAAAGAAAAAGAAAGACAGACACCAUACAUUCAAACCACAGUGCAUCAGGGACACAGUAGCAAAUUCACUUUCCAUUUAAAAGCCUUAUGGCAGAAGGCAUAAAAGAUUUAAUAAGUUGCACCAGCCAGAAAGAUGAAGAAGAAAAAAACAUAUAAGUCGCACCAGACUAUAAGUCACACGUUCUGGGGGAAAUUUACUUGAUAGAAUCAGAGACCAGGAACUGACGCUUCAUCUUGAAAGGAAAGUUGCAGUAAUAACAAUAGAACAGAAAACAACAGACUGAAUAGGAGUCUGGUGUGUUAUCUUCAGGUAACUAUAGCAUAAACAACUUAACAACAGAACAAGUUUACAGAACUCUUCAUCUCACUCCAAAUCACUAAAUCCAUUGAAGUCUUCAUCCUCAGUGUCACGUCUGAGCAACUCCGCGAUCUCCAGAGGUAAACUGUAGAUCCAUGAUGGCCGCUUUUCGCCAGUGCCUCACAAGUUUCUCGCUCACUCCAAACUUUCUUUCUGUGGCUCGAUUACUGUUUUUGACUGCACAUUUUACUACUUGGAGCAGGACAGCGGCUUUUUGUGCAGGAGACAUGCGCAGUAGAGUGAAGUGACAGUUAGUACAGAAGUAAUAGGAGUAGCAGAUCCUGACACACAAGCCUAGAGCGCCCUCUUGCAGCUGUCAGUGUGAACAUUUUAAUAUAUAAGUCGCAGGACCACCCAAACCAUCCAAAAACGUUCAACUUAUAGUCCAAAAAAUAUGGCAAUUAUUUUGGCCAUGAUAAUUGUGACACCAGAUUUAAGUAUCAUCCCAUGCCUAUCCACCCGUAUGCAUCCAUUUCUCUGGACUUACUUACCUGCGAUACAUAUAAGAUUCGGUAGUGUUACGUAGUUAUUUUGGUAUAAAUGCCAAAAAAAACAACCGCAGCAUCCGUAGAGAGAUUCCUGGUAACUUCUCGGAAUCUUGUGAUGGCGUUUACGGCGACGUCAGCUCCUAUUGUGCACCGGAGUUUUCUAACGCGGAAGUCGGCAGAUUUGUUUCUUUUAUAAAAGCCGUUUUAGAUCGGUGUCGCUGUUUAGAAAGUCCAAAUUAUAACGCAACGAUCCACGGUGUCGUAGAUUGUAACUAUAUAACCGACACAAGCACAGUACGGCAGAAUAAUUUCACUUUAAUCGGUUCGCAGUCGCCCGAAGUUACUCCUCACUUACCUUUAUACUACCUACUUGCCUUUGAUAAGUUUAUACUGUAAGCGCUUUUCAUAACUUUCAGAGACCAGGGCGGAGUUUUGGAGCAGACUGUAAAACAACUAGCAUGCUAAUCACACACUUCCUGAUCCACCACUCCGUGUACAUACAGCAUAUCUGUACAAAUGUAUUUAAACACAUGGGGAAAAUCUGGUACAAGCCCUUUAAGCACUUUUAACCACUUGAGAAGUUCGGUGUCUCCUUCUGACAGUGUAAAGUGUGCCAUACUGACCUGGUCUUUUCAACAAACUAGAGUGAAAUUGAAUGUAACUGGAAAUACAUUUUAGUUAUUUGCGUUACACUUCGAUCCACAUUGUAAUUUCCCAACACUAAAGUCGCACGGAGCUUUAUGACAAUGUACAGUUGUUAGUUUGUAUGACGUGAGCCUUCUGACACUUUCUACACUUUUGUACCACUUUUCUAUGGCGCUCACGGCUCUGUUUGUGCGGUUUGGUCACAGAGAUGGUCAAUGAUGAAAUGUCCAGAAGUGGGUAGAGAAAAAUUUGUAAAUUAGAGUAAAAUUAUAAAGCUGUACUAUAUGAAAAAGGUUCUCUGACCAGACAGUCCUUUCUACAUUCUAUUUGAAUCCAGAAGGGACUAGAACAGGACCACAGACCGUGAAAAUUCUCCAUCCAAACUUGAGACGACGCUAAUUUGUAUCAUGUCUCUCAAAUGUAGAAGACAUCUUUCCCAAAUUCUCGAAACAUUUAGAACAAAAUAUACAACUUCUUUUACCUGAGAUAAGCUGAGAUUGUUGAUUCAGUAAAAAUCCGGGCCGUUUCUCAGUUCUUUGUUGUUGUUUUUUUUCCAGCCAUGUUUGUUUUUGACGGAACUGGAGCAUGCAUCUCUCUGAUUGGUUAAUCCACCUGUCAAUCAUGCUCUCUGAAAUCAGGGAGACAAGAGAAUACAGCAUCAGACCCACUCGUCUUUGUAAAGUUUUUGCAAAGCGUGUGGUUCUGGCUGAUCAGGUCAUGAAAAAGGUAGUUGCAGUAAAAAUGUUGAAAGAAAAUACAAUUCUUAUCUACUAAAUUACAAAUAAUGUGCUACUGUGUACCAAUUUGUAGACUAGAUCAAACUAUUUCUGUUAAUGAAACCAAAGAAAACAUGCAAAAAAAUGCAUGUUGCAUCUACCCUUAUCUUUGGGGUAUUUGGAAAGGCUAGAGCAAGAAUUUAAAAAGCAAUUCUAUUUCUCUGUAACUUUAAGCCUCUGCAGCUCAAAUAUUUUCUUGUUACAUUGAAAAUAACAAAAAUUUUCCCAAGACUGAAACGAAAAUGUACAGACCAUAAAUAUAGAGCCCCAAAGUAUAUUGUGCCAGAUGAGUUGAUAGAGUAAUUACUAAGAUUUUUUGUGACAAGGCCAACGCAAUCGUCCAAUCAGAUUUGUUUAUUUCAGUGACGCAUGUGAAACGAAGGAGCUCAUUGGUCACAAAUCAUUUACAAACAAAAUUUCUCUCACCUCAGAUUAACAGUUUAGUGAUUUGCUCGUUGAUUCUCCUGAAAUCCUGAUUUUUUAAAUUUUUUUUUAUAGAAUAAUUUGGAUGAUUUCAGCUCUGAAAUGACCAAUCUCUACUGAACAAAUGGUAAAAGUAGCUGUUAACUAUAUAACUACCACUACAUGACAUCACAAGGUGGAACAGAGCAUUUUGAGCUUUGGAAAAAUAGUCAAACUAAUAAUAAAGGAUUUCUCAAACUUGUGAAUGAAACAAAACACAACUCCAUGUUUUUGAGGAGCUAACACCGUUCGAACAUAACCUGAUUCAUCAGCCAGUUUCACUUGGUGGAAACCGUCUGACCUCACAGCAUUAGGAUUUGUUCGCUUAACGGUAGGCAGGUAUUUUUUUAUUUAACCAAUCCCUGCUGUUUGGCCGUGAAGUAUGUAUUGCACCAAAUCCCGUAGGAAGAAGGGCAAUAACAUCUUUCCCCUUGAUAAAAUUCACCAAACAUUCUCUUUGUUCCGGCUUUAAAUCCUCGCUCUCGGGAAUGUAUGUCUUCGUCUACAUCCAUCUCGACCGCUUUGUUUACUGUUGUGCUGUACCACAAAAGGGACCCAGACAGGUGCUUGAGUUUGACGUCAUGGCUUCACAGCUCUUCACUGAUUGGCCGGUGCAUGGUUUAUAACUCGCCGGCGUCUAGUGUGUUCUGAAUCCUGACCUAGUCGCUGGAGAGAAAUGAAAUUGAGCAGAGGCACUAGGUAGUUCUAACAUGUCUUAAAGCUCACAAGAGUCAAUUUUAUGUAAUACAGGAACAGGUCAGAACUACCCACUUUUGGACAUUUUCACUUUGAACCUCACUGACUGAAGUCUACGGCACAACUCCAGAGACUAAAGCUCUGCCCCACAGCCUGCUCCUGUCCUCCUCAUGCAUGCACUUUACAUGGUCCUCUUAAUACACAAAUACACCUGUUUAUUUCAGUGUAUUUAUGUUUUCAUUUAAAUGUAUGUAUCCUUCUAUAUAAGAUAUUUAAUUUAACGUAACGUAAGGCUGCAGUAAGCAAGAGUUAUAAUGUUAAUAUAUGGAUGGAAAAGUCUUCAGUGCUUAUAAUGUUACAUUUAUUUUUUGUCAAAUACACAUAGAUCACUAAUGAUUUCAACAAAGACGUAAUGUUUUUUAUUAUUUCAAUGCUAUAUUUAAGUUGUAAGUAACAGUUUUUAAUGUUGUGUAUUUUCAGGAGCAUUUUUCAAAGUUUAUACAGAAACUAUAGCACUUUUUUUUCUUUUAUGAACUAAACUGUCAAUUUAUUUUUGGUUUCAUUUCAAAACUUUUCACUACUGACCAGGUUACUAUUGAUAAUUUGCAGUGACGUCACGCUGGGGGUGUUCUACGUGUGUGUAUGGCAGAAUGUUCAGCUGUUACCAUGGAGACACAAUGCACACGUCAAUGAACAGUGGC
This is a messenger RNA of Boleophthalmus pectinirostris (great blue-spotted mudskipper), 7345 nucleotides long. RefSeq lists its product as uncharacterized. The transcript has 7 exons. Gene Ontology annotation, biological process: regulation of transcription by RNA polymerase II. NCBI's taxonomy places the organism in Eukaryota, Metazoa, Chordata, Actinopteri, Gobiiformes, Gobiidae. Bases 407 to 2329 code for a protein of 640 amino acids. The record is from RefSeq and is a predicted model, not a curated record. Gene Ontology annotation, cellular component: nucleus.